Molecule: messenger RNA, 2009 nt
Organism: Heterotrigona itama
Lineage: Eukaryota; Metazoa; Arthropoda; Insecta; Hymenoptera; Apidae
Source: the annotation of a GenBank genome assembly
AUGGAUCCUCCAGAUUGUAUUGGACAAGCAGGUGUUUUGAGACACGUGCACGAAUUAAAUACGACCAGGAAUAUAGGUAAAGAAAAUAAUUGUUCUAAGUGUUUUACAAUAACAUUUUCAUAAUUGUCAAACUUGUCAUUGUUUGAAUUGUUUCUAAAUGAGAAAGCUUUUAAUUGUUGUUUCUAUUUGAAUCUAACAUGUGUAUGUUUUAUCAAAUGGAAAUUCUAUUUAUAUUUGGAGUUUAGUUUCGAUUUAGAUCUAGGUUAGGUUAUGCUUGACACAAAUAAUUCUAUUUAAUACAUUUGUAUUGCUUGUAGCAUUUGGAUGUUUCUCGUUAGUUUUUAUUUAGUAUUUAAUAUAAAUUUAUUACAUAAUUAUUAUUUUGAAUAAUAAUAAUGUAUAUAUCAAUACUGAUAAUAAGAUAACCUAUGUACAUUUGGUUCUGUAAUUUAAAGAAUUUUUUCUAAAUAUUAAAGAAAUUAUUGAAAAAAAGAAUAUCUUUUGUGUUUUAGGUUUUUCAAGAAUGCCAGGCUUAUGUGUAAAAAGUCAGUGGAUUCACCAAAAAGGUAUUUAAAGAUUUUAUAAGAAUAUCAUUGCAUUGUGUUAUAUAAUAAAGUUGAUUGUAUAUCAUCAUGAUUGAAUAAUAACCUGUUAUAUUUUGAUACUUUCUUUUAUUGAAGGGAUUUUUAUGUUAUAAUAUGUUAUGUUAUAAUAUGAAAUGUAUUUUUAAUAAAUAAAGAUAAAAUGUUACAAAAUACAACAUAGUUUAAUUAAUAAAUUUUCUUGUUUAUUCAAUGAAUUUAGUGUAAUUUAUAAUUUUUGUUUUUAAAGUGAGAAAGGUGUGAACAAGGCACUGUUAACUCUGACUGCUGUGGCAAUAGGAGCCUCGGGUGUGUGGUUUUAUGUAAAGCGUUCAGAAUUCAAUCCAUCUCUUGAAGAUUGGCAACCUAGCGUAGGCAAAACAAUUCAGGACAUCUUUCAGGAGAAAUCAUCCUUUUUGGAAUUCAUAGGUUCAUUCUACGAAUCAUUUAAGAAAAUCACCAAAGCCAGCUUUUGUACCACUCGUUGAUAAAAAGGAACCACCUAUUAAUGAUCCUUAUACAGAAAUAAGAUUAAGUAAAGAAAAGGGAGAAGAAAUUGAAAUCGUGGCCGAAAAACCUCAGCCACCUGCCAAGGUUGUACCUGAUGAAUUGAUCCCAGCAAAUCUGGUCGAACUGGAAACAUCUGCCGGUGAAACUGCGUCCAAAGCUAUUGCAGCUUACCAAAAAGCAACGUCUGCUAUUCAAGAUUAUAAUCAAGAUGUGAUAAAAGUCGUGGAGAGUAUUAAUGCCACCGUUGGUAGCUCUGUCUGGAACAGACUGAAAGAUGCAACAGAAAAGAGAAAGGAGGCUAUUAAAGAAGCAGAAGACCACGCUAAUCAAGCACUUGAUUCGCUUAAGAAAAUGUAUAAUUUAAUCGAUGAUUCUAAAUUCGACGCGCCGUCGCACAUGAAAACAGCUGCUCGAAGAAACAUCAAGAAAAUCUUGGAUGAUGUAGACGAAGCGAAGCAAAAGUAUAAGACAGAAAUAGAGACUGGCAAUAUCGCCGAACGUUAUUGGAAACAGGUGAAAACUGCUCGUGAAAAUCUGAACGAAGAACUUCAAAUAUUAUUUCCCGAUAUCAAUAUUUAUGAAAAAAAAUUGGCCAUCGAUGAAGAUGCCUUUGACUUAUUCGUCUUACACAUGUACAAUAAAGUGAACAGCUUGCAAAAGGAAUUGGAAAAAUUGAGGACUGUCAACAAAAGCAAACUCAAGGCAGCGCUAAAAUCAUCGGGUGACGUAACGACUGAGGAAAGAUUGGACACUUUGGUAUGCCUUGAAUUGGAUAAGGAGAAGCAAAUUCUUCAGGACGAAUUCAGUAGAAAGGUAAGAGAAUUACCUACAUUUCAAGAUCCAAUUGCUCUUAUAUUCAAGAUAAAAUACACGAAUCACGUAUUGCGGUAUCGCGAUUGCGUUAAUUUGUUUAUCUGA